CGCGCCUCUGCCGCCGGAGCCGGGGCGGGCGCUCCCCGCUGGCAUCCGGCGGCGGGCGGAAGCGGCGGCCGAGCGGUGCCAUGGAGCAGUGAGGGACGGAGCGGCUCGCCGACAGACCGCCAUGGAGACGGUGCAGCUGCGGAACCCGCGCCGGCAGCUGAAGAAGUUAGAUGAAGACAGUUUAACCAAACAGCCUGAAGAAGUAUUUGAUGUCCUGGAGAAGCUUGGAGAAGGUUCCUAUGGCAGUGUAUUCAAAGCCAUCCAUAAAGAAACGGGUCAAGUUGUUGCAAUUAAACAAGUUCCUGUGGAAUCUGACCUGCAAGAAAUCAUCAAGGAAAUCUCCAUAAUGCAACAAUGUGACAGUCCUCAUGUGGUGAAAUACUACGGCAGCUAUUUCAAGAACACAGACCUGUGGAUAGUCAUGGAGUACUGUGGUGCUGGAUCUGUGUCUGACAUUAUUCGGUUACGAAAUAAAACUCUCACAGAGGAGGAAAUUGCCACAAUAGUGCAAUCAACACUGAAAGGACUCGAGUACCUGCAUUUUAUGAGGAAAAUACACAGGGACAUCAAAGCUGGAAAUAUAUUGCUAAAUACAGAGGGACAUGCUAAACUUGCUGAUUUUGGAGUGGCAGGACAACUUACAGACACCAUGGCAAAGAGGAACACAGUCAUAGGGACCCCAUUUUGGAUGGCUCCAGAAGUGAUUCAGGAAAUUGGGUAUAAUUGUGUGGCAGACAUCUGGUCCCUGGGAAUCACUGCAAUAGAAAUGGCUGAAGGAAAGCCACCAUAUGCAGAUAUUCAUCCCAUGAGGGCCAUUUUCAUGAUUCCUACCAAUCCUCCUCCAACGUUCCGGAAGCCGGAGCUGUGGUCGGACAAUUUCACAGACUUUGUGAAGCAGUGUCUUGUGAAGAGCCCGGAGCAGAGAGCCACUGCAACACAGCUGCUGCAGCAUCCAUUUGUUAAAAGUGCCAAAGGAGUAUCAAUUCUGAGGGACCUGAUUAAUGAAGCAAUGGACAUCAAGCUGAAACGCCAAGAGGCACAGCAGCGGGAGCUGGAUCAGGAGGAUGAAGAAAAUUCAGAGGAAGAUGAGACGGAUUCAGGCACCAUGGUGAGGGCGAGUGGAGAUGAAACUGGCACAAUCAGAGCUGUGAACACCAUGAGUGAUGGAGCCAACACCAUGAUAGAGCACGAUGGCACCCUGGAGUCCCAGCUGGGCACAAUGGUCAUCAACACCGAGGAGGAGGAGGAGGAGGGCACCAUGAAAAGGAGGGAUGAAACAAUGCAGCCAGCCAGACCAUCAUUCCUUGAAUACUUUGAACAGAAGGAGAAGGAGAAUCAAAUCAAUAGCUUUGGGAAGAAUGUUUCUGGCCAGACAAAAAAUUCAUCUGAUUGGAAAGUACCACAGGAUGGAGACUACGAAUUUCUGAAGACUUGGAGCGUGGAUGAGCUGCAGAAGAGGCUCUCUGCCCUGGACCCCAUGAUGGAGCAGGAGAUCGAGGAGAUUCGCCAGAAGUACCAGUCCAAGCGCCAGCCCAUCCUCGACGCCAUUGAGGCCAAGAAGCGGCGGCAGCAGAACUUCUGAGCCACGGGGGGAACCUUCCCCCACCCUCCAACAAUCAGCCCCUUGCUUUUAUGACUACUGAACAGAUUGAUUUCUAUUGAAAUAUGCUAGCAAAAUAGAGGGCAAUACUUCUGCUCGUUUAUUUUUCCAUAGCACCUUUUGUGAACUCAGGAAUGCCGUCACGUGGAAAAUCCUGAUUGUAUGUUUUAAUGUUAGACAUGUAUUUAAAACGUAAUUCCAAAAGAGUUCUGUUACUGUUUUUAGAAGGGUUGUUUUUAAACCACAGGAACCAGAUAGAAAUUGGCUAAUGGAAGUUGGCUCACUCUCUUUUCAACUGAACUUUCAGGAGUCUAUUUUGGUUUAAGUUAAUACAGAUGGUUGUCUGU
Zonotrichia leucophrys gambelii is the source of this 1947-nucleotide messenger RNA. It is a transcript of the gene STK4, whose product is annotated as serine/threonine kinase 4. Gene Ontology annotation, cellular component: cytoplasm. Gene Ontology annotation, molecular function: protein serine/threonine kinase activity; ATP binding. The transcript is spliced from 11 exons. The record is from RefSeq and is a predicted model, not a curated record. Bases 122 to 1582 code for a protein of 486 amino acids. NCBI's taxonomy places the organism in Eukaryota, Metazoa, Chordata, Aves, Passeriformes, Passerellidae. Gene Ontology annotation, biological process: protein phosphorylation; protein tetramerization; regulation of MAPK cascade.